AUGGUGAUGGCAAUCGAUGGCAAUCUGCAUCGGGAUGCGGUCAGCAGACCCGUUUUGUGCCAGGGCUCCAAGCAGUUUGCCCACGUGCAACGCGACCAAGGUGCUGUUCUGGUCUUCCUGUUUCUCAACUGCAUAGCGCCGGGCAUGAUGGAGAUCACCAAGAUGCACGAGCGACUGAGGGCAAAUCCCCUCUUCAGCGAUCCAAGCUCCUGUCUCGUGCUGACUCUCCACAGCAUGCUCAGUGGUGAGGACCAUGCCAAGGUCUUCGACAAGCCCCGGAAGGGCGUCAGAAAGAUUGUACUGAGCACCAACAUUGCAGAGACUGGCGUCACCAUUCCAGAUGUGGUCUUCGUGGUUGAUUCUGGCAAAGUCAAAAGCCAAAGAUAUCAUGAGCCAUCCAACACAUCCUCCCUGAAAGAGCAGUUCAUCUCGAAAGCAGAGGUGCUGCAAAGGAAGGGUCGCGCUGGACGAGUUCGUGAUGGUUUUGGAUUCACCUUGCUGACGCAGAACCGAUUUCAAUUAAGACUCCAGGCUAUGCCAACACCUGAAAUUUUGCGUUGUUCGCUAAUGGAAUUGAUGCUCUCAGUUUUGAGCUCUGGUUUGCAACCCAGCUGCUUCUCGGAAGCUUUAGAUCCACCGCCCAAGUCCCGUGUGGAUCAGGCGGUGACCACUUUGCGCGCCACUGGAGCGGUGGAAGAGGGAGCCUUUCUGCUGCAGAGGGUUCGACCUGCGGAUGCAGUGCGCUGGAGCAGAGAGGAGGAAGAGACAUGGUUUGUGAUCACGCCAGUGGGCCAAUGCCUUGCUCGCUUGCCUUGUGAUGUGCGCUUGGGCAAGAUGGUGCUCUAUGCAGCCUUGUUUGGAGGAGUUGAGGCCGUUUGGACAGUGGCCGCCACCUUGACACAUCGAUCUCCGUUGGCGUCGCCCUUUUCUGAGAGCAAACGUGCGCAAGCACGGAUACGCUACACACCCAAGGGACAAAGCACUGGAUACGACUAUCCGCUGAAUUAUGGGAACCUGCAGUGCCAGGCUCAUGAUUCUGGACUAGCACCUUUCUGUGAUGGCACAUCGCCACCUGCAUGGUGCACGCAAAAAUGGUGCUAUGUGGACAAGAGUACCUGCACUGGUGUCGUCGCGUACAAAAGCUUUCUCUUCGAAAACUCGGAUGCUUACUACAGCUACCAAACCUGUGGCUCAUCCAACGAGUUUGAAAGCUGGACGACAUCUGUCAGUGCUGGGGAGAAGACCCCCAACAGCGUGGCGGAGUUGUUGGAUGUGGUGCAGGGAUACCUCUGGAGCACUCGAGAACGAGUGGAGACAGAGCACAGUGCAUUGACCAGCACGGAUUGCACUUGGAUCGACCAGUGUAAUUGCUUGGAAUGCAUUCAGAGCAGCCUGUGGAACAGGAAGGUGGACUUCAGCAAUGUGGGUGUCAAUGCAAAAGAUGCGCGGUUUGGAUGUUUGUCCCGACCAGUGUCUCAAAGUUACAUCAACAUUGCCGCCAAGGAGGCUGAACCCUUGGAGCGUGUUGGCUACAUCUACUUCUCUGAUCAUGCCACCGGCAGCUACUUGGGUUGGCCGGCAGUCGACUGGUGCCCAGAAUCAAACUACGAUCCUCGACUUCGCCCCUGGUAUUCCUCCGGCUCCACAGGUCCCAAGGAUUUGGUCAUCGUGGUGGACGUCAGUGGAUCGAUGAUCACAGCAGGGCGUUCCAGGUUGGCCAAAGCUGCCACAGCCGCUGUGAUCGACACCUUGGAGUGGAAGGACUAUGCGACCAUCAUCUUAUUCAACAAUGCCAUUUCAGCUCAGUACUCCCAGCAGCUGGUGCCAAUGUUUGAUGAAGAAAGAACGAAGGCGAAGACAUGGUUGAAUUCGCAGAGUUGGGAAAUGGGCGGUACCAACUUCAAAACAGCCCUGGACGCGGCAUUUAAUGCCAUCAGUCGCAGCGUCAGUGCGGGGACCACUUCCAUGUGCCAAAAGGCCAUCCUGUUCCUGACCGAUGGGCAAGCUGACUUCACCGAAUCGGACUUCGCAUCGAUUCAAUCGCGUUCUCAGGAGUUUAGUGUUGCACUCUUUACCUAUGCUUUGGGUUCUGGUGCAGAUACCACCAUCACUCGCCGUUUGGCUUGCGAGAAUUCAGGCAUUUUCUACCCACUCGCAGAUGGAGCAGACUUGAGCACGGCAAUGUCGAAGUACUAUGAGUACUUCGCGUCAGGCGUGGAGAUUUGCACUCCUUCCUUCACGCGUUACCAGGAUGUAGUCACCGGGGCUGAACUUUGGCCGGCCUGUUUGCCAAGCUACAACCGAUCUUCUGGUGAGCAAGGGCUUCUGGGGGUUAGCUGCCUGGAUUUGAACCUCAUGAUCGAUAUGAGCACGAUUAAGAGUGCAGACUAUUUCAGCAACUUCGUUUGCAAACUCUCGGAUCUCACGAAGCAAUGCCGGCAGCUGGACAUGAACGACUGCCGCUUGGAAAAGCUACGGCGAGCCGUUGAUCCGCAAUCCUCCUGUAUCGACAUGACGCUUGAUGCAACUUGUCCAUGUGCGGAUCCGACCUGUCAAGACAACGAGGACUUCUUGGAUGAAAAAAACUAUUUCUGCGACACUUGGGUGGGUGACGAUUGCAGCAAAGCUGCAUCUGACUGGGGUUAUUCCGCAUCGGGUCAGGAACAGGUGUUGGCGCAGUGCCGACGUUCUUGUGGCAGAUGCCCUGUGGGAACCUGUCCGCAACAAGCACAAUGCCAGAACGGGGCGCUCAUCUCUGAUUCCACAUGUCGCAGCCAGCGAACUGACAAAGUGCGACAACAACAUCGGGGCAAGACUCAAGUACUUUCAGUAAUGUUGGAGGAGCAAAUUCCGCUGGACCUGCAGGGCCACAGUGGAUCUGUCUCUAUAUGUUUGUUGGAUCCUGGCUGGUUUGAUACGCCCAUAGCGAGGUUGGUUUGCCAGUCACAUCAUGGAGCCGAGGAUGGGCGGAAGACCGCCCAAUUCUCAUUCUUGGCAGCGAAUGAUGAGAAUCUUGUGGGUCAUGACCCAUGCGUUGCAGAGAGCUUCUGCAAAAAGAGCUGGCUGAACAAUCAGGUGCUUCAGACCAUCAGAGACAUUCGAAAUGACUUCUUGGAAUCCUUGAAAGGUGACGGGUUUGUUGAGACCUUCUCAUCAAGCGAGGUCUCCAAACAGGACUUGAGCUCCGUGCACACCAUCACAGCCUUGCUAUUUGCCGGUCUCUAUCCCAACGUGGCAAGAAUAGAUGUUCCGAAGUCACCCACCGAGAAGUUCCCACUCCUCUCUGCGGGCUCUGAGCAGUUGAAAAUGCACCCAGGUUCCUUGUGCCAUGGCAAAAUCGAAGGGCUGCAUCGUACCAACAAUCGAUGGAUUUGCUAUCACACAAAGAUGAAGACUUCGCAGGUUUUCCUGAGAGAUAGCUCGUUCUUGGCUCCGAAUGCUUUACUUCUCUUCGGUGGUGAAGCAAAUACGCUAAGCAUCCACCCUUGGGAGAAGAGCGUAUCCAUCGGGACAGGCAGUGAGAAGCAUUGGCACACGGUGACCGUGGCCCCCCGCAUUGCAGCGCUGCUGCGACAGCUGCGGCAUUCUUUCGAUAACCUCUUGCGACGGAAGGCCGCUGGGAAUGGGAGGCCACCUUUCGGGGCCAAGACCCGAAAAACGUUGUGGAUAAGGACGCAACAGCUGCAUCCUGCAUUGUCUUGA
This is a messenger RNA of Cladocopium goreaui, 3702 nucleotides long. NCBI's taxonomy places the organism in Eukaryota, Dinophyceae, Suessiales, Symbiodiniaceae. The record is from the annotation of a GenBank genome assembly.